Bipolaris victoriae FI3 is the source of this 4938-nucleotide messenger RNA. RefSeq lists its product as hypothetical. The transcript is spliced from 11 exons. The coding region runs from base 1 to 4938 and encodes 1645 amino acids. NCBI's taxonomy places the organism in Eukaryota, Fungi, Ascomycota, Dothideomycetes, Pleosporales, Pleosporaceae. Gene Ontology annotation, biological process: transmembrane transport; L-tryptophan biosynthetic process. Gene Ontology annotation, molecular function: tryptophan synthase activity; transmembrane transporter activity. The record is from RefSeq and is a predicted model, not a curated record. Gene Ontology annotation, cellular component: cytoplasm; membrane.
AUGGACGGAAUCAAGAAGACGUUUGCGCAAUGCAAGAAGGAGGGCAGGUCUGCCCUCGUCACGUAUGUGACUGCAGGCUUCCCUACCGCCGAAGAGACACCCGACAUCAUGUUGGCCAUGGAGGCGGGCGGCUCAGACAUCAUUGAGCUCGGCAUGCCUUUCACCGAUCCCAUUGCAGACGGUCCAGUCAUUCAGACAGCGAACACUCAAGCUCUCAAAAAUGGCGUCACGAUUUCACAUGUCCUCCAAAUGGUCCGCGAUGCGAGAAAGCGCGGUCUCAAGGCACCUGUCCUGCUCAUGGGAUACUACAACCCUCUGCUGAGCUACGGCGAGGAGAAGAUGUUGCAGGAUGCAAAGGAAGCUGGUGCCAACGGCUUCAUCAUGGUAGAUCUCCCACCUGAGGAGGCUCUGCGCUUCAGGAACUUCUGCCGCAGCUAUGGCCUCUCCUACGUCCCUCUGAUUGCGCCAGCUACCUCGGAGCACCGUAUGCGCGUACUCUGCAAGAUUGCCGAUUCUUUCAUCUACGUCGUCUCUCGUAUGGGCGUUACUGGCGCUACCGGAACCAUGAAUGCCGCCCUUCCCCAGCUUCUCGAGCGCGUGCACAAGUACUCUGGAAAUGUGCCAGCGGCUGUUGGUUUUGGUGUCAGCACGCGCGACCACUUUUUGAGCGUGGGCAAGAUUGCUGAAGGUGUCGUCAUUGGUAGCCAAAUUAUCAACACUCUGCUCAAGGCUGCACCUGGCACUGGCGCAAAGGCGGUUCAAGAGUACUGCGACGGCAUCUGUGGAAAGAGCAGCCGGGAGACAACACGCGAGGUUGGCAUCAUUGAGACUUUGAACGAUGCUAAGGAGCCAACUGGUGUUCACGUGGACAAGGUCAUUACUGAUGCUGAUACCCCCGAUGGACCUGGCCUUGCCGACCAGCUGGACAUGCUCAAUACCGAGGACGCAAACGGAGAUGAUGACUUCAAAGAGAAGCACAAGUUCCCCGCACGGUUUGGCGAGUUUGGAGGCCAGUAUGUGCCUGAAUCACUCAUGGACUGUCUCCGGGAGCUUGAAGAUGGCUUUAAUACAGCGAUAGAUGACCCCAAGUUCUGGGAGGAGUACCGCUCAUACUAUGAAUGGAUGGGCAGACCCGGACACUUGCAUCUUGCUGAGCGCCUCACUGAGCAUGCUGGAGGAGCGAACAUCUGGCUGAAGCGAGAGGACCUCAACCACACAGGAAGUCACAAGAUCAACAAUGCACUCGGUCAGGUAUUGGUUGCGAGGAGAUUGGGAAAGACUGAGAUUAUUGCGGAAACAGGAGCUGGCCAGCACGGUGUUGCAACAGCGACUGUGUGCGCCAAGUUCAACAUGAAGUGUACCAUUUACAUGGGCGCUGAGGAUGUCAGGCGCCAGGCUCUUAAUGUGUUCCGCAUCAAGCUGCUUGGUGCGCAGGUCGUGGCCAUCGAGGCUGGAUCUCAGACUCUCCGCGAUGCAGUCAACGAGGCCAUGCGUGCCUGGGUUGUUAACCUUGACACGACGCACUACGUUGUGGGAUCUGCGAUUGGACCCCACCCGUUCCCGACAAUUGUGCGUACUUUCCAGUCGAUUAUUGGAAACGAGACCAAGGAGCAGAUGCAGGCGAAACGCGGCAAGCUUCCCGAUGCUGUAGUUGCGUGCGUUGGUGGUGGAAGUAACGCGGCAGGCAUGUUCUACCCAUUCUCCAAGGACCUUUCGGUUAAGCUUCUAGGUGUCGAAGCUGGUGGAGAUGGCGUUGAGACGGGACGACACAGUGCAACGCUUUCUGCAGGAACAAAGGGUGUUCUUCACGGAGUGCGAACCUACGUUAUCCAGAACACCGACGGACAGAUCCUCGAAACACACUCUGUAUCUGCUGGUCUCGAUUACCCCGGAGUCGGGCCCGAGUUGGCCAGCUGGAAGGACAGUGACCGGGCAAAGUUCAUUGCAUGCAAUGAUGCUGAAGCAUUUAUUGGUUUCAAGCUCCUGUCGCAGCUGGAGGGUAUUAUCCCCGCGCUAGAGACAUCCCAUGCCAUCUACGGAGCGAUUGAGCUGGCGAAGACGAUGAACAAGGAUCAGGACAUUGUCAUUUGCGUGUCUGGACGCGGUGACAAGGACGUGCAGAGCGUUGCCGAAGAGCUACCCAAGCUAGGACCCAAGAUUGGCUGGGACCUCCGAUAUGAGUACGAAGAAGGACUUGAGACAUGUACGUGGAUCCUCCACAACAACCCGCCCACCGUGGACGCCUUUCCCUCCCCAUUCCGUGACGGUGCGCCCGACCAGGCAUUUGAGCUUCAGGACCUCGCAGCUCCUACCCGACCCCUCCAGCCCCGGCCGCACCACGACACCGAGAGAGAGCAGAAGCGACGCCAGAAGCUCGAGCAGCUUCGCGAGGCCGACGACAUGAAGUUCUCGCACAGCCUGCAGUUUAAUGCAGUGCCCGACUGGAGCAAUCACUACAUUGCUUACAGCAACCUCAAGAAGCAGAUAUACAGCCUCGAGACCCAGAUCAACCAGAGGAAUGCACACGUCGACGCCGAGUCGUCACCCCUGCUGAAUGGGGACGCCGCCGACCCCGACAAGGUCUUUACCAAUGCCCUCGACGUCGAACUCGAGCGUGUCACGUCCUUUUACAAGCUCAAGGAAAAUGAAAUCUACGAGGAGAUGAAUGCAUUGCUCGAGGAUGAGGAGUCGUUUGAACACCACCAGGCCGAAUACAAUGAGGAGAAUGAAAAUGCCCCGCCAGGCAAGAAGAGGCGCAGUGGCAGCAUUUUCAAGUCGAUUGGAUUUCAGCGCCCGCGCGCAAUGAGUGGCACAAGCGGUCACUCGACAGACCACGGCCCCGACGACGACUCGGACGAAGACAUGGACGAGACAUCGCGGCUGCGUAAGAAGAGCCCAGAUGGCCAGCGCCGACGUCGGCGGACCAACGAGGAGGAUAUGGCGGCCUCGCACGCUUCCUCGAGACGGUUGAACAGCGUCGCGUUCGAAGACUACCAUGACAUGGCCUUUUCCGCAUUGUACGACGAGGGUGUAUCGUUGAAGAAGCGCACUGUCAGCGUAUACGUUUUGCUGUGCGAGCUGCGAUCCUUUAUCCAGCUCAACAAGACAGGGUUCGAAAAGGUUCUGAAAAAAUACGACAAGAUCUUGGACCGGAAGCUCAAGAAGACGUACCUGACCAAAUACGUCUACCCCGCCUAUCCCUUCCAGCAAAGCACCAUGGACGAGCUGUCACGCAACCUCGAGCGCAUAGAAGCGGCGUAUGCCAAGAUUGGUACAAAGGGCGACAUAGCAGAGGCCAAGCGCGAGCUAAGACUACAUCUCCGAGAGCACGUUGUCUGGGAGCGAAACACGGUAUGGAGGGAAAUGAUUGGCAUUGAGCGCAAGGCGCAGGCAGCCAACAUUGGCAUCACGCAGACGUUGCUGGGCCGCGAAACUACCGGUGGUAGAGUGCGGCGGCAGGGCGACGACGACGAAUCAGACAUGAAGGAGGUGGACACACCGAUUGGAAGAUACAGAUGUCCACAAUGGCUCAUCAGCAAGCCUUUCUGGAUGCUCCUUACUUGCAUUGCCAUUUUUGUAGUGCUGCUGGUAUUGCCAAUCAUGGAAAAGCCUGAGCAGCAGAAUUGCCUGGCCAUGGUUGUCUUUGUUAGUUUGCUCUGGGCGACGGAGGCGAUUCCUCUGUUUGUCACAUCGCUUCUAGUGCCAUUCCUGGCUGUCACUCUCAACGUCGUUCGAAGCGAUGUUGAGCCCCAUCGCCGACUCGAUUCCAAGCAAGCUGCUUCAUAUGUCUUUUCCGCCAUGUGGACACCAGUCAUUAUGCUGCUGCUCGGUGGUUUCACUAUUGCUGCUGCGCUUUCCAAGUACAACAUUGCCAAGAUGAUGGCCACUCUUGUGCUUAGCAAGGCAGGCACCAAGCCCAGAACGGUUUUACUGGUCAACAUGUUUGUUGCUAUGUUUGCCAGCAUGUGGAUCAGUAAUGUAGCAGCGCCCGUACUGUGCUUCUCGAUUAUCCAGCCCAUUCUACGCAACCUCCCUGCCGACUCUGACAUGACCAAAGCACUACUAAUGGGAAUCGCGCUCUCCUCCAACAUUGGUGGAGCUGCUUCUCCCAUUGCCUCACCACAGAACCUGAUUGCGCUUCAGAACAUGCAGCCCGAGCCCUCUUGGGGCGUCUGGUUCUUCGUAGCCCUCCCAGUAUGCAUCAUCUCCAUUUUGCUCAUCUGGGUACUUCUCCUCGUCACCUUCCAGCCUGGAAAGGGCACCAGCAUUGUGCCUAUCCGCCCACUCAAGGACAGGUUCACUGGCGUACAGUACUUUAUCAGCAUUGUGACCAUUGUAACGAUUGCUCUCUGGUGUGUGAGCCACCAGCUGGAAUUCAUCUUUGGCGACAUGGGCGUCGUAGCCAUCAUCCCCAUUGUCCUCUUCUUUGGCACUGGAAUCCUCACCAAGGAAGACUUUAACAACUUCCUAUGGACCAUUAUCAUUCUUGCCGCUGGUGGUCUAUCGCUUGGUAAAGCAGUCAAUUCGUCUGGUCUCCUGCAUACGAUUGCCGAGUCCAUCACUGCUGGUGUCGAAGGCAUGAGUCUGUAUGGUGUCCUUGUUGUUUUCUGCGCUUUGAUCUUGGUUGUGGCGACGUUUAUCAGUCAUACUGUCGCAGCGCUUAUUGUGCUGCCGCUGGUGCAGCAGGUGGGACAGCAGAUGGCGGAGCCGCACCCGAACUUGCUUGUCAUGGGCGCGGUGCUGAUGGCAAGUGGAGCUAUGGGAUUGCCUACUAGCGGGUUCCCGAACAUGACUGCUAUUAUGAUGGAAGACUCACGGACAGGCCAGCGGUAUCUCGCCGUCAAGCACUUUUUGACUCGUGGUGUACCUGCUUCCAUUAUGACUUUUGUCGUCAUUAUCACGGUGGGCUAUGGCCUUAUGCUUGCCGUGGGAUUUUAA